AUGUCUCAACUGGAUCAUGCGCCAAAGACCCGAACCCGCAAUGGGUGCGCCAACUGUCGACAGAGUAGGGUCAAGUGCGACGGAAAAGAACCCUCCUGCACGCGAUGCUGGCAGAAAGGCUGGCAAUGCACCAGGGAGAAGUUGACUCUCAAAUGGAGGUCGGACUACCAUAGCCGUGGGUUAGCAUUCGGACGGGAAGGAGUCUGGGGGAAAGAAACGCAGUCGAAGAAGAGACCGCAUGUGGUAUCAACUAGGGAACAGAAUUGGCAUCCCAAUAGCACGGUGUAUCCGUGGAGCUUUGUCAAUCAGGAUAUCUCAACACUACAGUGGCUUUACGACGAGAAAAGAGCCCCUGGGCAUCCAUCAUCCAUGGAGAUUAGCGUGAUUGGUCCGAAACGCGACAGGGUCGGAGUGUCAGAGCAGGCCCCUUUGUGGUACUCGCCACCUGUAUUUCCCUACCCACAAGCACAGAAGCACGCGAUCAUGGUUGAGUAUUUCAUCGAUCAAGUCUGCCCUCGGACAACGUCAAGUUUGAAGAUUGCUUCCCCUUUCACGUCCGUGAUCCUACCAUUUUGCUUGAACGGCUCGGCGAACGGGCUCCUAGCGCUUCAAGCACUGGCCGCGUGCUACUGGUCCCAGUCUAACCCAGCGCAUACGAGCACCGCAGUGCGAUUAAAGUCCAAAGUUCUGGGAGAAUUGCGCCGCAAGAUUGCGGCGGACCCCUCCUAUACCAUCUCCCCGGAUCCCGAAGUCCUGGUCCUGAUGAUGAUGUUGAGUCUAUACGACAUAGUCGACCAGUGCGACAAAGGAUGGGUCGUCCAUCUCCAAGGCGCGAAGGAUAUUAUUCGGCUUCGGAGAAGAAACCUGUCCAACGAAAUGCAAUGUCCAGUGACGGCCUUUGCAGAACUAUUCUUCGCUUUCCAGGAUGUCAUGGGCCGCACUGCGUGUGCCAAGGCAGAUUUGUUUGGCCCUUCUUUCUGGGAUCAAACUGACCGUGCCAUCAACUCAUGGAUGGGAUGUAGUCCUGAGCUGGUUUCUAUCCUCUUUUCCAUCCUGGAUCUCAGUCGGAUCCGCCCCAAGAUGGACACCGACUUGGCUCAAGAGGUGGACUUUAGCAUGAGGGCUGCUGCCUUGAACAGAAGAUUGGGAAGCCUCGUACAAGUCUUAGCUGAUCCAGAAGACCGCGCCCUCCAGGCGGUUGCUGAUCUCAAGCGGCUAGCAUGCACGGUCUAUCUACACUGCGCGUUGUACAACGCGGAGCCAUCUACCCCAAUCGUUCGCAGUCUCGUCCGCAGGAUCAUCCAGCAGUUAUCCACGUUGCUGAAAGAGAACCUCAUCAUCAAUGCAACAUGGCCGAUUUUUGUAGCUGCUGUCGCGCUCGAUCCUGCGGAUGGGGAUAAUUGGCAAGAUCCGGUCACUGGGGAGCUGGUCUGUGGACGAGCUUUGGUCCUGAGGGCAUUGGCCACGAUGGCCCAAUCCACGGUCACCAGUGUGGCGCGUGUCCGCUCCAUUAUUGAAACUGUUUGGCAGUCGCGAGACUAUGACUUAGCCACCGGAUCGUCUCGACGGCAAUCAUCUCAGCACAAUGACUGGGAAUGGAUUAUAUCAGACUGGAUAGGAAUAUCCAAUUUACAACAACAAACUUGCCAUAUCAUUAAGAUUACACUCGCCAUGUCUGACCUUCUCCACCGUCCUGGACUGCAAUCCCUCUACAGGGUAAGCAUCCCUCAAGACUUACGGCGAAACCUCUGGCCUGUGAUCGCCGGUAGUUUCUCGCUAGGGAUAUUUUCGUGGGCCGUUCAUGACUAUCGGGAUUGGGCAUUAUUCAACCUGAUGAACAAUUUCCACUCCCAAUAUCCUCAGUUAAUCCGUCUAGACUUGUCAAAAACGGAGGGCGGUACUGCUGAUGCCAUUUAUGCACGGUCGGAACUGCCGACAUGCAAUCCUGAAGCAGCGGCGGUUGGCCAUGAGAUCGCGCAUGCUCACCCGGCUGACAACUCCCUGCAUGUGUUGCUCUCCCCGGCCGAUGCCCGCACUGUGAAUGAAGCCGCCUGGGGUCUGCGAUUUGCGGUCCCAUCAAUGGUUCCUCUCGGAUGGAUCAUGGUAUACGCGCCACGAAACAGCGAGGAGGUAGAUAUUGUUUCUCAGGUCGUCCGAGCUGCAAUUCAGUGGACAACGGGUACGAAGCUGGAUCAAUUUGCCUGA
Aspergillus caelatus is the source of this 2205-nucleotide messenger RNA. RefSeq names its product transcription factor domain-containing protein. Bases 1 to 2205 code for a protein of 734 amino acids. The record is from RefSeq and is a predicted model, not a curated record. The transcript has 4 exons. NCBI's taxonomy places the organism in Eukaryota, Fungi, Ascomycota, Eurotiomycetes, Eurotiales, Aspergillaceae. Gene Ontology annotation, cellular component: nucleus. Gene Ontology annotation, molecular function: zinc ion binding; transcription cis-regulatory region binding; DNA-binding transcription factor activity, RNA polymerase II-specific. Gene Ontology annotation, biological process: positive regulation of transcription by RNA polymerase II.